Molecule: messenger RNA, 2288 nt
Organism: Aplysia californica (California sea hare)
Lineage: Eukaryota; Metazoa; Mollusca; Gastropoda; Aplysiida; Aplysiidae
Exons: 5
Source: RefSeq, a predicted model, not a curated record
UAAGUACGAUCCUGUCCUAACGUAGUCCUCAAAAGCAGUCUUGGGACAAACCGAGAUAAUCUAAUCGACAGGGAGUGCACGACCCAAUCAAGUUGUCCUUUUCCCUUUAAUUUCAUUUUUAAAAAAAGACAUUUCGUGUAAUAAGCUAGGUUACCGCGGUCCUCCAAUGGAGUGGGUAGUCAGUGUUGCCUUUUGACGCGUGAAAACGACACAUGGUGUCGCUCAACGUGAGAAGUUAUCUCGGUGUGUGGCCCAGGUCUAAGGUUUAUUACUUUGGAUCUCGUUUAUUAAGCCUGUAUCGGAACUUCGGUGUCAUCAGACAACAUAGUAGAGCAGCUGCUUACGGGAGAGUGUCACUGGAUAAGUCAAUUGGGAGUAGUCGAGAUGAGGAAAACGGUAACACUAUGACGGCACUGUGACGACAAAUACGGAUUGUGUUAAGAAUCUGGCAUAGAAUUUCUCUGCUGAAUGCCCCUACAAUUGGAACGUCUGCAAGCAUAAUGCGUCUGACACUGACGUCACCAAGUCUUGGCAUCUACGUCACUUCCCCUGGGACUCUGCCUGGAGGACAUGAGCAGAGCUGGCGGAAAGGUCGACAGGCUGUGAAAAGUGCUCCCGCAAAAGUCCGCCAGAAAAGCUCUGGAUACUCCCGGCCGUCAAGUCGCGACCCCAGAAAGACACAGCAUAGGCCGGUCAGUGUGGCCACCACCAGCACACGUCACAUCCGGCGAGCCCAGGGGACGCCCGACAGAAUCAGUGUGGAUGACGUCGUGUCUCUGGCUCAGCACACAAGGGAGGUGACGUCACUUGAGAACAGGAGACAAGUUUUGGAAGAAGCCCAAAAGACAGUCCGGCGCGAAUUGCUCCCCGUGGAUUUGUCCAGGCCUCAUUCUGUUGUGGGGAACGGACUGCAGGCCAUGACAUCACCCAUGCCGCUCUCAGCCAGGGACGGAAAGAGACUCAGCCAGAUGGAGCAUAUACCUGUCCUGCUGCCCCUGCCAAGUGACCGGACGUUCAUCCCCUCCCCCGACCAGGACAACACACGUCACAUGACCACGCCCAUUGACUUUGGCCGCAGCGACUCCGUGGCCAGGCAGUGCUGUGAGAUCAUGGGCGCCAGCACCUGUCGCGUCUGCCGGAAGCUGGAAAGUCGUCUGCUCAACCGCGAGAAGGCAGAACAGGAAUGUCCACGCAUGCGCAUCUCGCAGCAGAACAUCGCCAUGACGCAGAUCGUCAAACGGUUUUUCCCUUUCAUGGACGAGGAUGAAAUCCAAGACAAGAUAGCGCGAGGGGAGAUCAGUCGAUCCAAUUUCCCGCCUCGCUGUGGAGCGUGUCGGCAUCAUGAGAGAGAUAAUGACGAGGACGGGAGCCAAGAGGGUGAUACUGCAGAUGAUUUACAAAAUAGCGGAGAAGGAAACGAGCCUAAGCAGAUUCCGUCUACGGCGCACGGCGAGUGCGAAGAACUAUCCAAACCCUCGAAAGCACCGACCCACACUUCAUUCUACGUGUUGGCGAAAUUGGCACUCCGACUAGGAGGGGAGACCAGUACUCCGCUCUUUUUCUCCGAUCUAAAGCGGAUGCAGACCAAGAUCCUGAGCGGGGAGGUAGAAAGGAAGUCAUACAUGAAGCCCAAAAGGGAACUAGCCCGGAUGAAGUCUGCCGUUUCCUCCGUGUCGACUGCAAGCUCUAGCAAGUCCACCCUUUCCAAAAUCGGUUCUCGGCUCACCCAGACCCUCAUGCCCACAUUCGUCAGUCCACGGAAGGUGAAGAUCAUGGAGGAACCCAAGUACAAAGUCUUCUACGAGCCGCCGUUGUUGUCUAGGAGAAAACAGAUCCCAAACCCGUCCUUUUUCGCGGGUUCCACAGAUGAGUAUUAUCUACCUGAGCGGCUGCCUGACGUCAUCGAGUUUGCCGACUCCAAGCGGAUUUUGAUGAUGGAGAAGCAGAUGCGGUCAGCAAGCUCAAUGUCUUUGGCCUCCUCUAUGGGUGAGGAGACCGACCUUAACAAAUCUGGCAGUCGCACGGCACGUAGUGACCGGAUUGGCUCCGCGAGGGAAGAGAAUAUACCCGAAGUUUCCACAAAGGACGGUGAAGAACCAAAGUAUUCGACAGAAGAGCAGGUGUCGGGCAUUAAGCAGCAGAGGGCCCCGCGUGUGAGUGCAGAAGGUGAACUGAGUGACCACGCGGAGGAGGUGGAGUUGGAGACAAUACACGAAGCUCAGGGAAAGCAGCAACAUCAUCAUCAACAACAAAAUCAACAACAACAACAGCAGCAGCAGCAGCAGCAG